CCACACCACCGGAGGAAACUUAAACCACCACCAGGUCACUCCCCUUCACUGCUGCUCUGCGCUCCGGGACAUCAGCGCUGCAGCCCAGCACGCUCCUGCUCCCACAGGUGCCAGGACCAGCCCCAGCCCACACGAGCUUUCUGUAUCGGUGACACCACCUAGAAGGGACCCAAGAUGUUGGUGCUACUGGCUGGUAUCUUUGUGGUUCACAUCGCCACUGUCAUCAUGCUCUUCGUCUCCACCAUUGCCAACGUUUGGAUGGUGGGUUCUUCCAACUUAGGAAACGUCUCAACAGGACUCUGGCUACUGUGCAACCAGACCUGCGAGCAGCUGCCAGUCAACAGUCGUGAUGAGGCUUCCCUCAAAGCCGUGCAAGCCUUUAUGAUCCUCUCGAUCAUUUUCUCCGUCAUCGGGCUCGUCAUGUUCAUUGUCCAGCUGUUCACCCUGGAGAAAGGCAAACGUUUCUACCUCACUGGAGCCAUCAUGCUGGUUUGCUGGAUGUGCAUUCUGAUCGGAGUCUCCAUUUACACAGCUCGGUUCACAGGCAAGGUGCCUGAGUCCACAAGUUCACACCAUGGCUACUGCUUCAUAUUGGCCUGGAUCUGCUUUUGCUUCAGUUUCAUCAUCGGCGUCCUCUACCUUGUUCUUAGGAAAAAAUAAGGCUGAUGGGAGUCUAGGGGAGAGGGUUGGCUACUGGGAAUGGGGAAGAAUUGCUCUGCUGAGAGAACUGUUGGGCCAAUAGAAAAAGAUGGAAACAGCCACCAUCAUCACCACUGCCGCCACCACAGAAAAAUCACUAACAAAGCUAGAAUCC
Molecule: messenger RNA, 814 nt
Organism: Charadrius vociferus (killdeer)
Lineage: Eukaryota; Metazoa; Chordata; Aves; Charadriiformes; Charadriidae
Gene: EMP1
Product: epithelial membrane protein 1
Exons: 5
Coding region: 175-660 (161 amino acids)
Cellular component (GO): plasma membrane
Source: RefSeq, a predicted model, not a curated record